Cryptomeria japonica (Japanese cedar) is the source of this 3539-nucleotide messenger RNA. RefSeq names its product disease resistance protein Roq1. NCBI's taxonomy places the organism in Eukaryota, Viridiplantae, Streptophyta, Pinopsida, Cupressales, Cupressaceae. The transcript has 5 exons. The record is from RefSeq and is a predicted model, not a curated record. Gene Ontology annotation, biological process: signal transduction; defense response. Gene Ontology annotation, molecular function: ADP binding; ATP hydrolysis activity. Bases 284 to 3448 code for a protein of 1054 amino acids.
GUGAAAAUAAAGUUGCAGAGGACAUCUUUCUUUUUUUCUAAAUGUAAUUAUUCCACUUCCCUCUUGGAAAUAAUCUAUUGCAAGAAAAAAUGCUUUCGCUAUUCGUUUGAGAUGCUAUCGCGAUGCCCGUCUCACUUUUUUAAGUGCCCAUUACAUCUUUCCUUUAUAAGUUGGCCCCACGAUAUUCUUUGCACUGAAAGAUGUUUACAAAUAUCCUUCCAUCAAAUCUACUCUACUCUGCUUCAGACAGUUUCAUACAUUUUGCAGUUCCAGUUUUGCAUUCAUGGCUUCCUCCUCCUCAUCGCUUGGAUCUCCUAAAUUAUAUGAUGCAUUCAUCAGCCACCGAGGCCCUGACGUCAAGGAAACCCUUGCUAAACAACUCUAUCACCUUCUUCAGGAAAGAGGAUGCAGGGCAUUUUUAGACUGUGAAGAGAUACAAGGGGGAGAUUCUAUUCCUUUUGCCAUUCGCAAUGCCAUUUGCUCAUCUCUUGUGCAAAUUGCCAUUUUUUCCAAAGGAUAUGCAGACUCCUCUUGGUGUUUAGAUGAGCUUGUUCUUAUGCUACAACAACCACCUGACGCCCUGUUUAUUCCUGUGUUCUACGAUGUCCAGCCAUGGGAGCUACGCCACAUCGAAAACGAGAAGUCACAGUAUGCUGUAGCAUUUUCUGAUCGUCAAAGGAAAGGUAGGAAUCUUGAUAAGUUGGAUGAAUGGAAAAAGGCCCUCGAAUCUGCUGCAGACAUAUCUGGUUAUGAACUUAGCCAUUCCUCACAUCAAGACAAUUUGUGUGAAAACAUUGUGUCUCGUGUGCUACAAGUGGUGCAAGAAAGGAAAAAUAGGAUACCAUUAGAUGUUGCGAAAUAUCCGGUUGGACUUGCUGAACUUGUCCAGGAUUUUAAAAUGAGUUGUUCACAGACAAAGAGGCAAAGAAAGGUCACGAGAGAAUUGUUAGGGAUCUAUGGACUUGGGGGGUCUGGCAAGACUACCCUGGCAAAAGAACUGUUUAACAGAAAGCGUUUGAGCUACCAUGCAUCAUGCUUUCUCUCUGAUGUGAGAGAAUCGCAUGCCAGAGGUGAAUUGCAUCGCAUGCAAAGCCAGCUCUUAAAAGAUCUUUUAAAUAUUGCAGAUCUAAAUUUUAGCAGCGUGCACCAUGGAAUUGGAGAGCUGAAGGAUCGUCUGGGAAGAGCAAGGCAUUUGCAUUUUCUUAUAGUCUUAGAUGAUAUUGAUCAUCAAGACCAGUUAGAUGCCCUGUUACCUCAAGGUAUGCUCAGCUUGAAUAGCCUGGUAAUUAUUACAACCCGUGAUCAAAGUAUGUUAAAAGGUGCAGAUAUCUGUUAUAAGAUGAAGGGAUUGAAUAGGAAUCAGGCUAAAGAUCUCUUCUGUAGUCAUGCUUUCCUUGAAGGGGAUCCACCCAUUGCAUAUGAGAAAUUGGUUGAAAGUUUCGUGGAAUUCUGUGGAGGUUUACCCCUCUCCCUCAAAGUUUUGGGCGCCCAUCUUUAUGGUAGGGAUGAGUAUUAUUGGGAGCUACAAUUGGAAAAAGUUAAGAAAAUCCCGCCUAAGGAUAUAAUACAAAGACUUAAAAUCAGCUUUGAUGGUUUGGAUCAAGAGGAGAAGCAGAUAUUUAUAGAUAUUGCUUGUUUAUUCAAUAAGAAAAGCGAAGCAGAUUUGAAAAGUAUAGCUAUAUCAAUCUGGAAUGCAUCCGGUUGGAGCGCUGAACAUGCAGUUCAAAUCCUGCAAGAUAAGUGUCUAAUUGAAGUGGGUUCGGGCUUGUGGGCUAUGUUUCGAAUGCAUGAUCACCUCCGCGAUCUGGGAAGACAAAUGGCAGAUGAGUUGGGGCCUCCUCGGCUAUGGAGACCACACAUUCUUACAUCUAUGGAAGCAAAAGGACUUAAGCAAAUCCUAGCAGAAACAAAGGGCAGGUGUUUCCAUUCAUUCAAGGAUUCGUCCCUCAAAAGCACAAUUACUUUUUUUAUAAUGAAUUCAAAUGAUUCUGCUGAGACUGACCUCCUGUGGCUUGAAAUUCUAAAUGAAAGUUCCAGCUUAAAAGAAAUUCCUUCAUGGAUUCCUCUACGUAAAUUGCAAUGUUUAUCUAUUUACAACAUGGAAGAACUGUGGAGCACUUUUCAGCAGCAAUUGCAGACCAAUACCCAGGCCAGUUUCGAGUUGAGAAUGCUGAAGAUUUACUACUCUUCCAUGUUGCAAAAAAUUCCAGAUUUAAUAGGAAUGUUCAGUCAUUUGCAAGACUUAGGAAUAAGGUGGUCCUUAGAGAAGACUGACAUAACAUCCCUCCUAGAAUCGCUUAAACAACUUAGUAAUCUUAGAUCAUUAUGGUUGCGGGGUAAGGGUGGCAUCUUCUUCAGUAAGAAUUUGAAUCUGAGCAAAGUUACAGACUCUACAAGCAGCCGCAUGACUAGCCUUGAAAACAUAGAUUUUAGUAGAUUUAGUAAUAUAUCUAAGCUGCUAAUUAGUGGAGAGAUUUGUCCUAGACUUCGAUCAUUGAAAGUUGACAAUAUGUGGGAUCUAAUUGAAAUGGACUUAAAGCAGCUAGACAGACUGAAUACUCUUGACGUGAGCCACUGUGGUGAAUUGGAAACAAUAUCAGGGUUUUCUUCUCUAAUAGGGCUUCAGUUUCUUAGACUGGAGGAUUGCCCCAAAUUGGAAACAAUAAUAGAGUUGUCUUCUGCAAUAGGGCUUCAGUAUCUUAUAGUGCAGCGUUGUCCCAAAUUGGAAACAAUAUUAGGGUCAUCUUCUUUAACAGGGCUUCAAUAUCUUAUAUUAAAGAAUUGUCACAAAUGGAUAACAGUACCAGGGUUAUCUUCUCUAACAGGGCUUCAAGUAUUUAGAGCAGAGGAAUGUGGCUUCAACUCGUUGCCCACACUUGCACAUCUACAUCUUCUUGAGCGAAUCACUAUUUCAAAAUGUUAUUGGCUGCAGAGUGUGGAAGGUUUUGAAGGGUUGCAAGGUUUGAAAAGCCUGAUAAUUGAUCUCAGUGGAUAUGCUUGGGUACGGAAUUUCUUCUCUGGACUGAGGAGGCUUCCAUCAGACUAUACUAUUUUAACAGGGGUGUCAUUGGAUACAUCAUCGUCCAGAUUGGAUGUAAAUUUGUUUUCUGAGGUGAUGGGCACCCAAACAGUUAUUGAGAUUGAGAAAUUGGAUGAGAGAAGCUCAUCAAACGCAAUCACUAUAUAUGCUUUCCUUGGAAGAUAUAAUCGUGAUCCUACUUACAUCAGAGAUAAAUUUAUAUGCUUGACAUUUGUAGGUGAACAGAAGAUUGGAACAGAAAUAGAGUGCAUUAGAAUAUCGGGCUUCAACAUAAAGAAGGGGUUUAAGGUGACAAUGAAUGAAGGGGAAGGAGGACAGGCUUUAAUGUUAAUGCAAAGAAUUUUUGAUCGAUUAUAUGGAGAUCUCGACUUUGAAAGAAGAAGGAUUGGGAAGUGUAAUUUGCUUUGACUAUCUAUUUUUGAAAAUCUUUUGUUCUUUGUUUCAUUCAAGUCGUUAAUUUCCAGUAUUCUUUAUUCAAUAAAAUAAAGGUCUUUCAAUA